Molecule: messenger RNA, 1529 nt
Organism: Saprolegnia diclina VS20
Lineage: Eukaryota; Oomycota; Saprolegniomycetes; Saprolegniales; Saprolegniaceae
Exons: 2
Source: RefSeq, a predicted model, not a curated record
ACAAGGCCGCUGGCGAAGACUACGGCGACGUCAAAACCCCCGGCGAGCUCGAGGGCGGUGCCCUCCGCGCCGGUGGCGCGCCCGACUACAUGAGCCGCGAAGUCAUUGGUCUCCUCGCGCAGUACGUGGCUGUCGGUUUUGUUUACGGCACGCUGCCGUCGCUUCUGUAUCCCGUCAUCACGGGCUACUACCACAUGACCGGUGCGCAGUACAAUUCGGCUAAGACGCUUCUUGGCAUUGGCUGGUCGCUCAAGGCCUUCAUCGGCAUGAUCUCGGACUGCUUGCCUAUCAAGGGCUACCGCCGCAAGUCGUGGAUGAUGAUCGGCUGGACGUGCUGCCUCUGCUUCCUCCUCGUCAUCACCUUUAUCGACAAGGACCGCCCGUACUACAGCGAUCACAGUGUCUCCAAGAUCCCGGCGUUUGAGCGCUCGGACGCGCAGAACGCGACGGUCAACUACAACGCCAAGGACAAGGGCGGUGUGAUGGCCAUUCUCUUUGGCCUCGCGACGAUCUCGUACCUCUUUGCCGAUGUCCCGGCGGACGCUUUGGUCGUCGAGUACGCCCAGCGUGAGCCGAUCGCGACGCGUGGCCGUAUGCAGUCGCUUGUUUACGCCACGCGCACCGUCUGCACCACCGUAGUUGGCGGGUUGGUGGGCUUUUGCAUGAACUCGCCUCGUUUCGCCGGCUCGUACACGUGGGACUUUGGCCUCAACACGAUGUACAUCAUCCUUUGCGUGCCGUGUAUCGCGAUGCUUCCGAUCACGUACUUCUUUAUCAAGGACCACAAGCACCAAGCCGCACCGUUUUCCGAGUACCUCGCGCAGGUGUGGCAGCUCGUCCAGAAGCGCGCCAUGUGGCAGAUCAUGCUCUUCAACUUCUUCUACAACCUCUUUGGCGGCGGCUUUUCGUCGACGGCCGCGCCGUACGUGCAGCUCUACUGGGCCAAGGUCGAGAAUCUCAACAGCCAGCUUAUGAGCAUCGUCUCCAACCUUAUUUUUGCGGCGAUCAUCACGGCCAUCGGCAAGUGGGGCACCAACUGGAACUGGCGCAUCGUCAUCGUCUCGACUACCUUGUCUACGAUCGCGAUCGACAUGAUAGUGCAGUUCUGCACGUUUUACAACGUCGUUCGCAACCAGUGGUUCUACCUCGGGGUGCCCAUCGUCGAGAUGCUGCCGCAGGGCGUCCUCUUCAUCGUCACGACGUUCGUCAUUGUCGAGCUCGCUGAAGUCGGCAACGAAGGUAUCGUGUACGGUCUCCUCACGACGGUCUCGAACCUCCCGUCGGCUGUCGGCCCGGUGCUGGCCAACCAAAUCUACCGCAACUUUGACGUCGACGAAGACUCGAUCCUCUCGGACACCAAGCACGUGCGCAACCAAGUCACGUACACGUACCUCAUCUACUAUUCGGGCUUCCUCAUCGCCUGCUGCACGGCGGUCUUCCUCCCAAAGCAAAAGCUCCAGCUCCACGAGCUCCAGCGCAACGGCGGCAGCUACCCGGUCGUCGGUGGUGCGCAUCCUCUCCAUGUUUGA